GAUCUCUCUCUCAACUCUUGAUAAGGACAAACAUUCAAGAAGAGUCAACGAGCGAUUAACUCCCGAAAGCUUCCCUUCUCCUUUCCUGAUUUUCUCGCCCUAGUAAGCCUCUUAGGCUUCCACCCCCUGCCACUUAGGCUACCACAGCACUAUCAUUGGCAACUUGUGACGUGUGUUGUUGUACCGGGGUAAAAAAGGGUCAGGUCUCGACAUAAAUAUCGGGGCCGCGCUUUUUUCUGCCCGUGUUCAGCACAUACGGCUUAGAGGCGUCACCUUCACCACGCCUCCAACUACGAGAAAGCGCAAGGCGGCCCUGGCGGCGUCUCCCACUUCUACUACCGCCACCCAAUCUUGCAGCCGCUCACGAGCCGCCACCACAACCACCGCGGAUUCAUUUUUGGACAUUCCUGAUAGCGGAAGCGCUCGCAAGAGGCAGAAAAAGACUAGGAAACAGUGCCCUGAUUCUGCUGCCGAGUUGACUUCAACGAACUCAUUCAACUUCGAGAGGGAGGUGUCGGAAUCUCCGGCGAAGGUCGAAGCGUCUGAAUUUGUUACCUCAACGUCAACAACUAUGGAGUCUGAUGAUGAUUUCAUGAGUGUUGCAUCGAGUGCGGAUGAUUUCCUGGGCACUCAGGGUAGCGAUGAUGAAAGCUUAGGAGAUGAUUUCGGCGACGACUUCGACGGUGGGUUUUCCAAAGACAAAGAUAUAUUUUCGAAUACGCGGAAACCAUAUGAGGUGGACUUCAAAGUCCUUAGCCCGGAAGAUAUCGAACGUGAACAGAAUUUGCAGAUCAACGAAGUCUCAUCAAUACUCGGGCUGCCCCCAGAGUCGUCGGCAAUUUUGUUGCGAUUUGGCCGUUGGAAUCGGGAAAAACUGAUCGAGUCGUACAUGGACCACCCGGAAUUAACACUGGAGGAAGCAGGCCUCGGAACCAAUUUCGAGUCAACACCGAAGACUGAAGUGGUACCGGGUUUCACAUGUGAUAUCUGUUGCGAGGAUGGUGAUGAUCUUGAGACCUAUGCGAUGCGCUGUGGGCAUCGAUUCUGUGUUGACUGUUACCGACACUAUCUCGCGCAGAAGAUCCGGGAAGAAGGAGAGGCCGCGAGGAUACAGUGUCCGGGUAAUGACUGCCACAUGAUUGUCGAUUCAAAGUCGUUAAGCUUACUGGUUACGGACGAUCUCAAGGACAGAUAUCAAACGUUAUUAACGCGAACUUACGUUGAUGACAAGGAGAAUCUGAAGUGGUGCCCGGCUCCAAAUUGCGAGUAUGCAGUCGAUUGCCACGUCAAGCAGCGUGAGUUACAUCGCAUUGUACCCACAGUGCAAUGUGGUUGUAAGCACUACUUUUGCUUCGGGUGCACUCUGAACGACCACCAGCCUUCCCCAUGUAGACUAGUCAAAAUGUGGCUUCAAAAGUGCGAGGAUGAUUCGGAGACAGCCAACUGGAUUUCAGCAAACACUAAGGAAUGCCCUAAGUGCCAUUCAACAAUAGAGAAAAACGGCGGGUGCAACCACAUGACGUGCCGCAAAUGCAAGCACGAGUUCUGCUGGAUGUGUAUGGGCCUAUGGUCGGAGCAUGGCACGAGCUGGUAUAAUUGCAAUAGGUUUGAGGAAAAGUCAGGCGCCGAGGCUCGGACUGAACAGGCUCGUUCCCGAGCGUCUUUGGAGCGCUACCUACACUACUACAACCGAUACGCCAACCAUGAGCAGUCCGCCAAACUGGACAAGGACUUGUAUCUGAAAACGGAGAAGAAGAUGACGAGUCUGCAGUCUCAGUCAGGCCUCUCCUGGAUUGAAGUGCAGUUCCUCGAUACGGCGUCGCAGGCACUGCAGCAAUGCCGACAAACACUGAAAUGGACGUACGCCUUUGCGUACUACCUGGCCCGAAACAACCUGACGGAGAUUUUCGAGGAUAACCAGAAGGAUUUGGAGAUGGCGGUGGAGAGCCUCAGCGAGAUGUUUGAGAAGCCGGUGGGAGAACUGGCGAAUCUCAAGGUCGACAUCUUAGACAAGACAGCAUACUGCAACAAGCGGCGAGUCAUCCUGCUGAGCGACACAGCAGAGAAUCUGAAGAACGGGGUUUGGCAAUUCAAUGUUGAAUGGUAGACCUAGAGUCGUAUAGAUUUAGCGAGCAUGCUUGA
Molecule: messenger RNA, 2142 nt
Organism: Aspergillus nidulans FGSC A4
Lineage: Eukaryota; Fungi; Ascomycota; Eurotiomycetes; Eurotiales; Aspergillaceae
Product: RING finger protein
Exons: 4
Coding region: 572-2107 (511 amino acids)
Biological process (GO): protein ubiquitination
Cellular component (GO): site of double-strand break
Molecular function (GO): zinc ion binding; ubiquitin protein ligase activity; metal ion binding
Source: RefSeq, a predicted model, not a curated record